Molecule: messenger RNA, 1017 nt
Organism: Vicia faba (fava bean)
Lineage: Eukaryota; Viridiplantae; Streptophyta; Magnoliopsida; Fabales; Fabaceae
Source: the annotation of a GenBank genome assembly
AUGUCGAGAGCCAAACAGGUUAUUACAUGCAAAGCUGCUAUAUGCUGGGGUGUAGGAAAGGCAGUGACUGUGGAAGAGAUACAAGUAGAUCCACCAAAGGCAACAGAAGUUCGUGUCAAGAUGCUGUGUUCUAGUGUCUGCCACACAGACAUCUCAAGUCUUCAAGGAUUUCCACAUAAUCAGUUUCCUCUAGCACUUGGACACGAAGGAAUAGGUGUUGUAGAGAGUGUUGGUGAUGAAAUAAGGAAUCUAAAGGAAGGUGAUUUUAUAAUUCCAACUUACAUAGGAGAGUGUGAAGAAUGUGAGAAUUGUGUUUCAGGAAAAACCAAUUUAUGUUUGAGACAUCAUGUGAGAUUGAAUGGUUUAAUGCCGGACAACACUUCAAGGUUGUCGGUACGAGGUCAAAGACUGUACCAUGUUUUGAGCUGUGCUACAUGGUCAGAGUACGUGGUUGUUGAUGUCAACUACCUAGUCAAAGUUGAUCCAACCAUUAAUUUAGCUUAUGCUAGUUUCAUCUCAUGUGGUUUUUCAACUGGUUAUGGAGCUUGUUGGAGAGAAGCCAUUGUUGAAACAGGUUCAACUGUAGCUGUUUUUGGUCUUGGUGCUGUUGGAUUAGGGGCGAUAAGUGGGGCCAAGAUGAUGGGAGCAAAUUUGGUUAAAGAGUUAACUGGAGUGGGUGUAGAUUAUUGUAUUGAAUGCACUGGUGUUGCAUCUUUGCUCACUGAAUCUAUCGAAUCCACAAAAAUGGGAACAGGUAAAACAAUUGCACUUGGUAUAGGAGCUGAACUUGUUGUACCAUUAGGAGUUCUUGCUAUUCAGUUUGGUAGAACCUUAAAAGGUUCUGUUUUUGGAGGUAUAAAAGCCAAAUCAGAUCUUUCCAUCAUUGCUCACAAAUGUCAAAAUCAGGAAUUUCCUCUGGAAGAACUUUUCACGCAUGAAAUCUCUUUGGUAGAUAUAAACAAAGCAUUUGAGUUAUUGAAAGAACCCAAUUGUGUGAAAGUUGUUAUCAAGAUGUAG